CAACAAGAAAUUCAACUAUUGAAGCGCCACGUAUAGAAAUUUUUGCUGACCACUCCGACAAUUAAUGCGACAAAGUGUCGAUGACGUUUGCUGUUAAUGGCAACCGUUGCUAAGAUACAAGCCUUGCGGACAACAACUUUAUUAUUUUGUGUGAAUGUGAAGAGUGUUGAGUAGUUUUUUUGAAACUGUUAAAUAAAAUUUAAAGAAACAGGGUCUUUUGCGUUUGAAAUGAGUCAAAAAACAGCAGUUUUAACUGAAGAGAUCGAAGAACUUCGAAAAAAGGUUGCUUUGCUCGGUGGCGAUACUAAAGCAUAUAAAGAAACUGCGCAAUGGAAAAUAAAAACAAACAAAGAAGUUAUUUUGAAAAUGAGGCAGCAAAGCAAAGAAUUUAGGACACUUUUAGCGAAGAGCAAUGCCGGCGAUGAAAAGGUUAUUGAUGAAGCAUUUAAAGAGAGAGAUCCCCAACGAUAUUGUGCUAUGAAAGGUUUACCAGGCAGAACUGCAAUAGAAAAGUUGGAUCAACAAGUCUGCGAGUCAGUAAACAGGCUGAAUGCAAUUCGUCAUCAAAGGAAGAACAAACAAAAGAAACUCGACAAACUACAGACUGAAAUCGAUGAAAUGUCUAGAAGGACGGAGGAGAUACAGAAAUCUGAUAUGGGAGAGUCGUCAGAAGCACAGACAUUGCGAGUUCUUGAGAAUAGGUUGGAUAAAAUGAAUUUAAAAUGUAACGAAGCGACACGGAUUACGACAACCUACCAGCAAAUUAUUGAAUGUUUACGUGAGGAACAGUUGACAUGGCCGAACAUGUUAAAGGACCUUGAAGAGGCAAUCGAAGCUCAACGCGAGGAGCUUCGUGAACUAAAAGCUAUGAAUAACGACGCUCAAAUUGCACGAGACACGGCGAAAUCUGAACUUACCAGACUGGAGCAGAGCGUUUUUGAAUCAAAGCGUGAAAGAGAGGCAGCUUUAGCAGAAUACAAGAAACAAGCUGAGGAGAAAAAGGAACAUGCAGAGAAAGUAGAGAAACGAUUGCAUAGAGGAUCGAUUCAACAAGAUGAUUUGUCAGAUCAAAAACCCGUUUUAUCUGGUGAAGAACAAGAGAGAAAAAUCACCACUUACGAAGGUGCCAUGAUGAAAAUUAAAGACGCCACUGGAGUAUCGGACAUUCGAGAAGUCGUACAAAGGUUUCUUUCUCAAGGUGACACGCAAAAGCAUUUGGAACAACUGAAAAACGAUAACGAAAAGAUGUUGGUUCGUCUCAAGGAAGAAAAGGAAAAGCUUCAACGAGAGUUUGAAGAUAUGAAAUAUUCUGGCGAAGCAAAGCUUUCUAGCGGCCAAAGACUGUUGGAAGAAUUUCAGCAACGCUUAUUGGACGAAGAAAAGAAGUUAGAAGAAUCAAGGAUACGUCAAGAACGCGCAUCAAAAACAUUGAUCAAUGUAAAAGCCGGCGUUGAACAUUUAGCAGAUAAACUACAGCAUCUCAAAGCUCCUAAAGGACAUGUUCCUCGGGCACAGCUUGCUCCAACUUCAGAUGAAUAUGUUCUUGAUCUACUGGGACAAUGCGAACAAAAACUGUUGAAAAUAAUGGAUGAUCUUGGUGGUAAAAGUUUAGAUGAUAUUUUGAAAGAAGACAGCGAGUUUCGAGUUUCAUUGGAGUCUAAGAUACCACAGUUUAACACACGUAUUCAACUGCCAAAGACUAAUAUCAGUGGAACAAAUUAUGAAGAUGACGAAGACAGUGGAGAUGAUGAAGAUGUUCUGUCAAGACAAGCCAUCAAAAUGCACGCACAACAAAUUAUUGACUCCAAGAAUAAGAAAAACAAACCCAGAAAAAAUAAACGAAAGACAAAAUAAAGCUUGGAUACCAAUGUAUAUAGUUUAUAAUGCUUUGGCUGGCUCAAUAAAUAUAUUUUAUGAAAUGA
Xenia sp. Carnegie-2017 is the source of this 1922-nucleotide messenger RNA. RefSeq names its product outer dynein arm-docking complex subunit 3-like. Gene Ontology annotation, cellular component: cilium. The coding region runs from base 229 to 1854 and encodes 541 amino acids. NCBI's taxonomy places the organism in Eukaryota, Metazoa, Cnidaria, Anthozoa, Malacalcyonacea, Xeniidae. The transcript is spliced from 15 exons. The record is from RefSeq and is a predicted model, not a curated record. Gene Ontology annotation, biological process: outer dynein arm assembly; cilium movement.